Molecule: messenger RNA, 3209 nt
Organism: Crotalus tigris (Tiger rattlesnake)
Lineage: Eukaryota; Metazoa; Chordata; Lepidosauria; Squamata; Viperidae
Product: inactive heparanase-2-like
Exons: 3
Coding region: 2242-2838 (198 amino acids)
Cellular component (GO): extracellular matrix
Source: RefSeq, a predicted model, not a curated record
AAUAAUUAUUACCGUAGCCGCAUUCUUGUUAUAUAGUACUUAUUUAUUCAGGAGUAAACUCCAAUAGGGUUGAUAGGAUUUAUUUUUUAAUUAAAGAUACACAGGAUAGGAGGAUGAUCUGAAGUCCACAAAGACAUAAGUAAUCAGCAAUUGUCUUGUGCACCAAGUGAUACCUGAAACAUACUCGUGAGUAGUAAUGUUUUUAAACUUAUAUCCAUAAAGUGCAACUGAUUCCCCUCUCAGAUUUCACUGAGGCACUUCCUAUGGCACAGUAUUCAGUGAGAGGAAGAAAGGUUAAUCCUAGUCUCUUGAGCCAUAAAUCAGAUGCAGUCGACUAAACUCAAUAGUUUUCACUUUAUGGUAGACAUGACUCACACAGCCCCGGCACAAAACCACUUUCUGAAGACAAUAUCUGAUACUGGAAAAGCUGCAGAAUUCUGAUCGUUCAUUUACAGUCCCUAACGUUUUGAGGUGCGUUUUUUUUGUGUGUGUUUGGAGGGGCGCGUACGGUAGGCUUAUACUGACAAAAGGAGGUGUAUUGAAGUUCCUCUUUUUAGGCCACAAAUGGUGUGGGCAGGAGAUGAGUAUACAAAAACGGUCUUUAAAGACGUACCGGCUGUCUCGGCGCAGAGGUUAAAAAAAAAAAAAAAGUGCCCGCCAGCCACUCUGUGGGGACUGCUUCGCUGUUUCAGCCGCAGCACCAGCAAGCUGCAUGUAAACAAGGCUCAGAGAGACCAGCUCUUCCAACUGUUUAGCAACCUAAUUCCAUCGAAAAUAUUUCUUUUUGGAAAAGGCUUGGUCUGCAUUUCUCUGGAAUUGAUUUCGUGUUCUGUACUGCGUGGGAGAUUAGGGUCGCGCAGAUUUACUCCGAAGCAAUUAUCCUUUGCUCCAUAUGGAUCUUAUACCCAGAAAAGUCAGACUGACGCGUCAAAAGGAAGGGGGUACCGAUACCCACUAAGAGCGCCGUUGGAGGCUUGUUUUGAACUGGAGUUAUCCCACGGCCCACAGUGAAUCUCUCCCAAAGAAGGGGGGAGUGGCGAUGAUCUGCCUUCAGGCGCCUCUGUCAGUUGUCUCCGAGACAAAACUGGAUCAAUUUUUUUGGCCGCCUCGCUUAUCCCCAGUCUGUCCGGUAUGGCAGCUCAGUUCCCGACUCUUCUGACUGAAAAAAUACCUCUGCGCUGCCUUUGAUUCUUCCUACAGCCGAAGAGAAAGGUUCCCAAGAAAAGGCGGAAGACGACUGCCCCGAAAGUAGAGAGGUAAGGGGGUACAAAGAUGGGAGGGCAUUUUCGCAGAACUUUUCUCGGUUGUUGGGGAAAGGCUGCUUUUCCAAUAUGGGAAAAAUUACCCUCCUGGCCUAGAAGAUGGCUGGACUCACCGCUCCAUCUCAUUCCGGUUUUCCUCCUCGCAGAGCUCUGCUUUUCAGGGCAGCGCUUCUCUUGAAUCCCCAGCGCUUCUUUCUUGCUCGGCGGCAUCGGGCUCUGGACUCCUCUCUCGGCCUUUGGCAGCGCGGGUAAACCGCUGCUAGUAUCCCUGCACCCUUCCACCAGCACUUCUGGUUUUCUGACUGCUCGUUAAGAACGCAGAAGAACCAGGAAAAAAGCAAAGGCUAAACUUAAAUGUUUUUCUUUCGCCUCCACCCUCAGCGAUCGACCCCUCCCCGCCUGCCUCUACACGGGCUCCAGAUCUCUGCCGAACUGCCAGCACUGCCUCCGCGACUGAGCAAUGGACCGAACAAUGCAAUCUAUUUCGGGGCUCUGGUUGACCCGCCCAGGUGAGGCUCCGGUUUGCAAAACUACCCUUAGCAAAAGGAUUGUUUGCAAUUUCUGGAUAGAUGUCUUCUAAACAAUCGCAGAGGGGGAAAGGCCUUUGGAAAAAAAAACAAAAAACGUUCGCUGCCUACAGCCGUCAUCCUUUAGGGAACCAGCCUGGGCCCUUGGGGAUCCCGGGCCGAGAGCGUUAAGCUAGGAACGAUUCUCCUUUACCUUUGGAAACGCGAAAAUGUCCGCAGGCGGCGACUCUUCUAGGGGCGGCGCUGGCGAACAAGGCGUCUUGGCACCGGCCCCGGGGAAGGCUGGUCAGGGGCGUGAGCUCCCCUCUUCCCCCAGCACCAAAACAUUGGGGGGAGGAGGGGGAGGGGAAAAAAGGCAGCGCGCCCCCACGCUUUGCACUCCGGACAAUUAGCUGCCCGUGACUGGCUGUGCCCGGCGCGGGACUUAAUUGAGGAACCCCCCUCGGCCCAGCAUGCCCUGCCCCGGCUCUGGCCCUUCUGGCUUCUUGGCCUUUUUGGCCCCUGGACUGGCGCUGUUGGCUCACCUCUCUCUCCCCUCUCAGGCCGGGGUGAAGCGGCUUCCCGCCAGGACAAGCCCGCAGGGCACCCCGGCCAGGACGCUCAUCCUCCUGGACGUGAGUACCAGGAGCUCCCUCCGUGUCACCAGCGAGAACUUCCUCUCGCUGCAACUGGACCCUUCAAUCCUUCACGACGGCUGGCUGGACUUCCUCAGCUCCCGGCGCUUAGUGACCUUGGCGCGUGGCCUGGCGCCCGCCUUUCUCCGCUUCGCGGGCAAAAGGACCGACUUUUUGCAGUUCCAGAACGUGAAGAACCCAGCCAAGAGCCGUGGUGGACCGGGACCGGACUACUACCUCAAAAACUACGAGGACGACAUUAUUCGCAGUGAUAUUGCAUUGGAUAAACAAAAAGGUUGUAAGAUUGCCCAGCAUCCUGACAUCAUGUUGGAAUUACAAAGAGAAAAGGCAGCUCAGAUGCACCUGGUUCUUCUCAAGGAACAAUUCUCUAACACCUACACAAAUCUUACACUUACAGGUAAGGCUGCAAGCUAAGGAUCAUUAUUCCAUAGAAAUUGUAGUAGAAUAUAACUGCUCAUGUUUCAUGACAAAAAGAAAAAUAAAACUUUUAAUGAAAGCCUACUGAUGACAGACUAGCAGGGAAUACCAGAGAAAUAGACUGGAGAGCUGAAAACUGCCCCAGAAGAAGGCAGUGGCGAACUAUUUCUGUUCUGUUGCCAAAAAACCUGAGUGGAUCUAUCCAUAAAGUUAGCAGUAGUUAAGCUUGACUUGAAAGAGAAUUUAUUUAUAGCUCUGGGGCCAUGGGAAGAUUCUGUACAGAUAGCACAAAGCCAACUGGAAUGUUGUACACAUUAAAAUAUGGUCAUGAGUUUGCCUCCUUACUUUGCUGGCAACUUGAAUAUUUA